Molecule: messenger RNA, 741 nt
Organism: Histoplasma mississippiense
Lineage: Eukaryota; Fungi; Ascomycota; Eurotiomycetes; Onygenales; Ajellomycetaceae
Product: 50S ribosomal protein L27
Exons: 2
Coding region: 1-741 (246 amino acids)
Biological process (GO): translation
Cellular component (GO): mitochondrial large ribosomal subunit; ribosome
Molecular function (GO): structural constituent of ribosome
Source: RefSeq, a predicted model, not a curated record
AUGUCCAUUUCCUCCGUCCUCCAACAACGACGACAUUCCCAACCCCAAUCCUGCCCGACCAUCCUCCGAUCCCAGCUUCAAGUGCGUUAUGCCUCCCAUGCUAGCCAAGGCCGCGCAAACAACGGCCCAAAAAACGGUCCAGGCAAGCGUCUCGGUGCAAAAAAAUCGGGCGACCAAUUCGUGAUUCCCGGAAAUAUCAUCUUCCGCCAACGUGGCUCCAAAUGGUUUCCCGGCGAAAACUGCGGCAUGGGUCGUGAUCACACCAUCUACUCGCUCGCCACGGGCUAUGUGAAAUACUACACGGAUCCCGAGCGCCAUCCUAACCGCAAAUAUAUCGGGGUUGCCUUUGACAAAUCCGACAAAUUUCCCUUACCCCGGAACGCCAUUACCAAGAGACGGCUUGGUAUGGUGGCGGUCCCAAGGGAUAUCGAACAGGAGAAGGCUAACAAGACGCUUAAGGAGGCGGAAAUUGCGCCUACACUUAGACCUGGAUACAUGUACCGUGUAGCCAAUUGGCAGAUUGGGCGCGUGGCGGAGCGUGCGGGGGUUCGAGUGCCUGAAUGGAAUAAGAAGGAUCGCUUUGCGGCAUGGAGAAGGAGGAUGGAGAGGCGAAAGAUUGCGGCACAGUUAAAAGAUGCUAAGUCAAGGAGGAAGGGGAAGAAGAAUAAGAUUCAAGGUUAUUAUCGUUAUUUUGGUAGACGAACUUGCAGUGUGUUUCUCACAUCCGUACAUUUCUUUUGA